AACUUCUUUUUACUUGGGGGAGAAAGCUUCUUCAUCUAUCGUAUUAUUAGUUGUGUCGACCCGGUACGGUGAAAAAAGAAUCUAAUACCUUCCCUCCGAAGUAAACAAAAAAAAAAAACCAUUAAUUCAAUAAACCGAUACAAAAUUCUUAAUUCUUAAUUCUUAAUCUCUCUCUCAAAGAGAAAAGUGAGCGGAAAAAAAAAACAGUAAAGAUGGUAGCUCGCCAAUUCAUCAUCAGCCACAACGACUCCAUCUUCGACGUCGAUUAUGACACCGACGACGGCCUUGAUCUUUUUAAGAACCAGCUUUUCUAUCUCACUUCAAUCCCUCCUCAUCUCCAGAAGAUCACCGGAGAAGAUGAUGAUCGGGUCGUAUCGGACGAUUCUGAUCUCACUGGCAUUUCUAACAAACUCAAAUUGAUAAAAAUCAACGAGGAAGAGAAGGAAGUCAAGGUACAAGAGCUUGCAGUGAGUGGACACAGUGAAGAGUUUGGGCGGAAAAUACGGCCCUAUAUCAGUCGAGUUCAAAUGUAUGAAGACCCAGUGAGGCAGGAGGCAGCACGGAAGACGGUUCCUAGAGAAGAGCUUGAGGAGAAAGCUUUGGUUUCUCUGGCAAAGGAGGGGAACUUUAAACCAUCAAAAACCGAACAAGACCAUGCUUUCCUGCUGCAGCUGCUUUUCUGGUUCCAACAAUCAUUCAGGUGGGUUAGUCAACCUCCUUGUGAUGGCUGUGGCAAUGAUACCGUUAAGCAAGGAAUGGAUGCUGCGCUUCCUUCAGAAACUCAAUAUGGAGCAGCUCGAGUUGAACUUUACCGCUGCAAUUCUUGUUCAAGAAUUACCCGUUUCCCACGCUACAAUGAUCCAUUAAAGCUCGUGGAAACUCGAAGGGGUCGCUGUGGGGAAUGGGCCAAUUGCUUUACUCUUUAUUGUCGUGCUUUUGGCUAUGAAUCUCGUCUGAUCGUGGAUUUCACUGAUCAUGUUUGGACCGAGUGCUUUUCUGAAUUACUAGGCAGAUGGAUGCAUCUUGACCCUUGUUCAGGAGUGUUUGACAGACCAUUACGAUAUGAGAAGGGGUGGAAUAAGAAAUUGAACUAUAUCAUUGCUUUUGCAAAAGAUGGAGUUUAUGACGUCACUAAGCGUUACACAAGGAAGUGGGUUGAGGUUCUAUCCCGACGAAACAUUACCACAGAGCCUGAUUUGUUGGCUACUCUCCAUAGCAUGACUCGAGAAUGCAGAAGAAGCUUUCCAACUCAAAUCCUUUCUGUACUUGAAGAGCGUGAUAAGAUUGAAUCAGAAGAGCUUGAGGGAUCUUUAUGUUCCACUAAUGAUUCUUCAGUCUCAUUGCCUAGUAGACAAAGUGGGAACAGGGAAUGGCGCAUUGCAAGAUCAGAAAUUGGUUUUCAUGAUAAUUGUUCUUUGAGUCAUACUUCAUGUCCCAUUCGUGUAUGCGUAGAUGAGCAUGUGACAAAGACUUACAAUGCAUUUUCCCCGCUCCUUUCUCGUUGUGUUGACCACUCUCUUCCCAAAUCAAGAAUUGUUGAAAUACUGAAGAUAUUCGAAGGAAUUUUGGAGGAACUUGGGAAUUUGUCCUAUAAAACCAGGCGAACUUCCAUAAACCUUUCUAUUCUUCAUUUGCUGCCAUAUUUUGACGAGUUAAUAAAUGCUCUGUCAUUGAAGAGAGAGAUUGAUACUGAUGGAAAAGUGGACAUCUGUUUGGCUGCUGACCCUGUCAGCACCUCUUUAGGACUGCCUGUUGUGUUGGAUGCGUUGGAUGAUUUGAUCAAUGUUCUUAACAGCUUUGACAACAUAAGCAAAGUUUCUCUUUCCUGGCCGCUAAUAAAGUUGAAUAGGAUCCAUUCAGGUUGUGUUCGUGCAAGUGGCGAGGAACUUCCUUUUGGAAUUGCCACAUCAGCAUUUGAUGGACUUCGCACGUCUAAAUGGGAAGAACCAGAUGGUGCGAGAGGUUGCUGGAUUGUUUAUAAACUAUCAGACAACCAGAUGCACAAACUAGUGGCAUAUGAUAUAAUGUCAGCUAAUGAUGCCCCAGAGAGAGACCCUAUGGACUGGGUUGUCGAGGGUAGUCAUGAUGGUGGUUCUAGCUGGCGUAUUCUGGAUAAACAAACUUCUCAGAUGUUCAAAGAUCGUUUUCAGCGUAAAUCAUUUAAGAUUAAUUCAGAUAGUGUCCCAUGCAUCACUUUCAGAUUCCAAUUUCUAGCUGCCAGAGACGUUCAAUCAAAUUCACGCCUACAAUUGGGUAGCAUAGAUCUGUAUGCAAGCAGCAAUUAAGUUGUAUAAGAGAGAUUCCAAUGUGCUGACGCUCUGUUCCAGACUUUGAUGCUAUUGUAUAACUUACUUGGUAAUAAAUAUUUGUCCAUAGAGGCAAGCAAUCACACAAUGCUUUGCCAUAUGGGUCACCGUAUUUAGUCAAUAUGUAUUCAUAAUGACCCAAUUUCUGGGCAGUCUAGGUGGUUUAAUUUCAGCAAA
This is a messenger RNA of Populus euphratica (Euphrates poplar), 2483 nucleotides long. Its product is annotated as peptide-N(4)-(N-acetyl-beta-glucosaminyl)asparagine amidase-like. The record is from RefSeq and is a predicted model, not a curated record. Lineage: Eukaryota; Viridiplantae; Streptophyta; Magnoliopsida; Malpighiales; Salicaceae. The coding region runs from base 213 to 2285 and encodes 690 amino acids. The transcript has 16 exons.